UGACUUGAGCGCGCUGGGAAGAAUGCGAGUUUACAGGAUGCGCGCUUUUGUCACCAGUUGGGGGUGGAGUCAGCGAUUGAAUGCGCGCUGCCUACCAAAUAGGAGAAAGAGGGAGAGAAAAACGACAGAGCGAGAGGGGGUGAGUGCGUGCGUGGAUGCAAGGGCUGCUGGAUGGAAAGGAAAAAGAAGAAAAAGACUUCAAAACUCGCGAAUGGAAUGUUUGUAACAGUUUUAGAUGCUCAAACAUUGAGUUGUAACGGAUUUCCUAUGCGUGGUAAGGAAAUGACCACGCGAGGAUAAUUAAGCGUUUUAUUUAUUUUUAUUUUUUUAAAUACCCGGAACAUAAUGAUAAUAAUUUGAAGAAUACACGAGAGGAAGUGGAGGAAGCUUGCCCCCUGUCCCUCUAUUGUUACCCUCGUUUCAUCUAGCGCUGCAAGGAUUCUUGUAAUAGCUUCACGUACUCAACUAUAGCAAGCAAACAAUUUUCUCUUUAAUUUGGGGGCUUUUACCCCCAAACCAUUCCCCUUCUCACAGUGUCCAUUUUUGUUUUUAAGAAGAAACUUGGGGACAUACGAGGAACAGAAGCAUAUUAUUUUAGCGGACAGUUACUAGUGUGGCAUUAAUAUUCUGCAGCGUUCAAAUAGGGUUUUGGUGGGGGUGAGAGGUGGCGGGCCUGGGGGGAGGGGGGUUUUCGCGAUGGAACUGGAGUUUUACAACACUUAGCUAGCAAAAUAUUUUACCAGGACAAUAUCUGCAAACAGUACACGGCUAUGUGUUUUUAAAAAAAUUUUCUUACUGGAAUGUCUUCAACACACAACUGCGUGGGACACAGGAAUAGAGACUAAGGAAGGGAGAGAGCAAGGGAAGGGGAAAGAGAGAUAUCGGAGGAUUAUGGCUCUCGUGGCGUUGUCUCUCUGUCUCAUAACGCUCACCUGUACGAACUUCUACCUGGUGUAUGCCAACCGACAUGCAGUCCACUGGAACAGCUCAAAUAUACAUCUCCGUAGAGAAGGCUACACGGUGCAGGUGAACGUGAACGACUACCUGGACAUCUACUGCCCGCACUACAACGACAGCCAGCGGGGCGUCGGGGAGCAGUAUGUCCUCUACAUGGUCAGUUACCGGGGAUACCGCACGUGCGACCCCCAGCUGGGCUUCAAGCGGUGGGAGUGCAACCGACCGCACGCCCCGCACGCGCCCAUCAAGUUCUCCGAGAAGUUCCAGCGAUACAGCGCCUUCUCCCUGGGCUAUGAGUUCCACGUGGGCCAGGAGUACUACUACAUCUCCACGCCCACCCACCACCACGGCCGCAGCUGCCUGAGACUGAGGGUGUACGUCUGCUGCUCCACCACCUCUGACGUGGACGAGGAGUCCCAGCCGACCCAGCCAGACUACACGCUCAGACCCAACAUUAAAAUCCACGACAUCGAUGAGUUUAACCCUGAAAUCCCCAAGCUGGAGAAGAGCAUCAGUGGCAGCAGCCCCUCCCGCGAUCGCCUGCUGCUCACCGUGGCAACGCUCUUCCUCGUCGCCCUCUCCGUCUCCUAGCACCCGUCUCCACAGCCGCGUCGCACCAGCCAGCCCUGGCAGAGCAGCGGGGCGAACCAGGGGCUCGGGCGCAGAGAGAGACGGGGGCGGGGCGGGGGGCACGGGGGGUGGGGGUGGGACACAGGCCACGCGCUGGACCAAUCAGAAGAGAGAACGGGAAAGAGUGAAAAGCGACGGGGCGAGGAGGGGGGUUGCGUGGUGAGGCGGGGCAGUGCGCUGGGGGGGAACUGCUCAGAACGGGCGGGGUCGCACGGACAACCGAACCUGCGCCUCUCCGCUUGCGCGAGUGCCAUGAUUCGUACACGACGCGCAUGUUGAGAUGCAUGUGCAACAUGUGACACGCACGUGUGGAUGUACAUACGGAGGGGUGUGCAGGUGUCAUUCAUGUUAUUCAUGUUGAAUCAUGUAUACCGCACCUGAUAUGUAUGUGGGGAAAGGUGGAUAUUAUGCUGCGUCAUGAACAGGGGGGGAUUGCUGCCAUGACCCGAUAGUGACACACAAUCAACCCUGAGGCUUCUUACAAAGAUAGGACUGGACACACGAGGCUCCUCCAGGAAUCUGAUUGGCUGCCUCCCUCAGUGACAUCAUCGCCCAGUGCUGCCUGGAAGACUGGACCAUUGCCUUCUGUUUUCUCUCAUCCGGAUCAAAUUGGAGCUGAUUGUGAAUGUGAAAAUCUACGUGGUUCCUGUCUGUAGCGGGUCCUACCAGUCCUGACUGGACUGUCCUGGCAGAUUUACAGGACCUCUGAUGUGAGUCAGACUGACAGGAGGAAGCAACUUGGGUGGAAAUGCAAAUGACUCAAUAGUGCUGUCACUGAGGUGGAGGUCUGUGUGUGUGUGCGUGUGUGAGUGAGUGUGUGUCUGUGUGUCUGUGUCUGUGCGUGUGUGUGUGCGCAUGUGUGUCUGUGUGUGCGUGUGUGUGUGUGUGUGAGUGAGUGUCUGUGUGUCUGUGUCUGUGUGUGUGCGUGUGUGAGUGAGUGUGUGUCUGUGUGUCUGUGCGUCUGUGUCUGUGCGUGUGUGUGUGCGCGUGUGUGUCUGUGCGUGUGUGUGUGCGCAUGUGUGUGUGUGUGUGCGUGUGUGUGUGUGUGUGUCUGUAUGCGUGUGUGUGUGUGUCUGUAUGCGUGUGUGUGCGUGUGUGUAGUGUGACACAGAACCGCGGAGGGGAUGGUGGGGCGAGAUGUGACAGGACAGGCGGCGUUGCCUGUAGGUCUGUACGCAGAGCGUGCUUCGCUUACGUUUCCCUGAGUUCCACGUGGUUUACUGUACUGUACUUUCUGUGCCAUGGUGUGCGCUCUGUUCAACUCAUACAAUUAGCGCUGAGUGGCCAUGGCCUACGUCUAGCACAGUUGCCAUGGCAAUCUGUCAGCUUUAGUACCAAGUCAACAGCUGUAGUCUGUUGUAUGUUACGGGGACCGGAUUUCAUUCCUGUAAUAUACUGUGGUCCUUUCUAUAGCCUAUCUGUUCAUACAGGUGCUGUACUCCGUACAUUUGGGGGUUUGUUUCCUUGGCCCAGAAUAUUUUUUUAAGCACCACCAGGGGGUGACUGGCCAGUUUUGCCCCGCAGGCAAACGCAGGUGUAGGUGAGCGAGUGAGUGGUGUCCGUCCCCUCUGAGUGCCGUCCCGGCCCCGUCAGCCAGCCGCACCCCUGCUUUCGCUGUACCAAAUCUGCGCUCCGCUGCCGUCGAGAGGGUCGCGUCCAUCACAAGUAGUUUAGCAAUACCGAUACGGGCGGCUGGGCGUUGCCUUCAUUUUUCAAAAGGGGUGUUUUCCAAACGCAAGUGUGUACAUAGGAGCAUCGCAUCAAACCCCAGACCCCACUCUGUACUUCUACAGCCGGGCCCAGGCAGAGUGUUGAGUGGAGCCUCUGGAAUCCACCAGAAGGAAGCUCCCUGACUUUGAGGAGAUGUAUUUAAAUAUAAAUAUUACUGUGUAUAUAUAUUUAUAUACAUGUUGGAUUGUUCUCCGAGGGGUUCGUUCUUCUCUGUCGGAUUAAACUUGGGUGAGGGAAUGAGGACACCUGGGAUUCCAAUGCCAAACUUUUUUUUUUUUUUGUUUGUCCGUUUGUUUGUUUGCUGGUUUAUUUUUCUCAUGAACUUCAGAACGUGUGUCAUAUGUGUACGUGUGCCAUCAGGUCCAGUUCACGGUACAAACACGAGGAGAGGCCUAUUUGCGUAUGAUGAAAAAAAGAAGCUCAAUUUCAUACUUUUACAUGAUUGCAAAAAGUGUAUGUAAAUAUAUACACAUACAAUAGUGAAAUAAAGCAUUGUUAUACGUAGUGAAUGCAAAAAAAAGUGCUUUUUGAUUUGGAGAACUAAGAAAUUAUUUCGAUUGGGGAUUGGACAAGGUGUGAAAGUACUAACAUCUUACCAUGGUUCUUCAAUUACUGUCUCAUAGCAACUAGCACCUUAUUGAGCACGGUAAUAUCACCUUCCCGUAAGAUGUAAAGGUAUACAAUGUGGAUGAAUCUACGCAUUAACAGUGCUUUCCUAUAGCAUAUAGUGUAUGAUGGUAGUGGUUUGAGUAAAAUGGUAUAUAUUUCUCCGUGCUAUAACUGACCCUUCUAUAUGGAACCACAGUAGCUGUAUAUUGCAGUAUGUCAUGGCUGUUGUAGAACUUUUACAUUGAGACAAAGAAAGGAGUUCUUAAGACUUGAAUGCUCCAGAAUGAAAAGUGAUCUAAGCAUUUUUACAAACUUGAAUAUGAAUUUAGUUGUUGUUUUUUGUAUUAUUUUAUGGUUCUGUAUUUUGGGUGGGGUGAUGGGCAUGUGAAACGAAUGGGGGGGGGGGGGGUGCCUAUUUGGGGAACUGUAGAAGAGUUGAUCAGGAAAAAGGGAAAAAAGAAUCACUCUUCAAAUGUUGCACUUAAAAACUUAGACACGAGAGUAAGAGAGUGUGUGUAUGUUUUAGAGUUGAUAUGUGUAUGCUUAUAUACAUUUAUCAAGGUCUUGACUGUGUGUGUGUAUGUGUGUGAGUGGAUGCGAGCAGUGUGAUGUUUUUUGCAUGUUUGAGUGUGUGUGUGCAUGUGUGUGUGUGUGUGUGUGUGUGUGUGUUUGUGUAUGUGUGUGCUUGGAUAUUCAGCUCAUCUGUUUGCCCAUAUUAUUUGUGUCUGCAUUCAUGUAUGAGUGUGUGUGUGCGUGUGUGUGCGUGUGUGUGUUUGCAUGUGUGGUGUCAAGGUGCAUGAGGUGUGGGUGUGUAUUGAAUGUGCGUGAGUAUUGUUUGGAUGUGCUUGUGUGUGUUUCCAAAGGCUUGUUUGUGCAUGUGCGUAUGUACCAGGAAGAGUGAGUGUAUUGAAUGGGAAAACAACUAAAGCAUUUAUUAGUGUUGGAAACAACAAUUACAAUCAUGUUUACCUUCGACUGGAAUGAAUAAAAAAAGAACUUGAAAAAUAAACUGUAAAAUGAACCAACAAUGACAAAGGUUAUAAUAAUAAUAAUGAUAACUAAAUACUAUUAAUGAUAACAAUAAUAAGCUUAAGAAUCAUACUUUUAACAAAAGUGGUGUGUGUAUUUUUUGUGUCAGAUUUUAUCGGAACAAAAGCUACUGAUACUGAACCAUCCAUUACAGUUGCAACAUUCGUGGAUCAGAAAAAAAGGGACCCAAAACGCACACGUCAGUUCGGCCAGCCCGUCCUCUGUUGCAUUUCUUUCAGAUUCUCUUUUGUCUCUUUUGCUCAACUCCAGACUAAAUUCAGUGCUUUUGUCCAGUCACACAUUGUAAUAUCUCUUGUGUCUGUUCUUUCCAUUACAACAGGUCACCACUGACAGUUGCUGCUUUGUUUGUACAGGGUGUACACAGUGAAUACUGUCACACACGCACACACACACACACACAGCAAACAGAUUGUAAAUUGCCUGUACUUCAUGACGACUUUAUAUCUGUUGUAUUUAAGACUAGCCACAUUAAAGUAAAAGCAUGACACCCCAGGCACCCCCCCCUCCUCCCCUCCACCUCUCUUUCUGCAGCAAACACCUGCAAGCGAUUCAUGUCUCCUCACGUCUCCUGCUCUCUCUCACCUUGUCAGUCUAUCUUUCUGUGCCUGAACUCUCCCUCUGUCGCUUUUGGCUUCUUUAUCUACCUUUCGAUAAUCUCUCAGGCCAACACUCAAGACACAAAGCAAAAGAAUAGAGGUGGGAAAGAACCUCAUAUCAGAUGUUGUCAGGUUCACAUCGGAUGAAUGAUGGGGGUUUGAUUUUUCUUGGUUGUUUUUCAUGAAAUCUUUUGAUGAAACGACAUGGGUGAAGUUCAGUAACUGGUUUGACAAGGUCAUCUUGUUACUGAAAAGUUUCAUAUUUUCUUCAGAUUUCUUCAGCAGUAUGCUAAUGUCAAUGCUUGACCAGGAAUAACCAUUGAUUGAGCUGA
Messenger RNA from Anguilla rostrata (American eel), 5905 nucleotides. RefSeq names its product ephrin-A3b (gene efna3b). NCBI's taxonomy places the organism in Eukaryota, Metazoa, Chordata, Actinopteri, Anguilliformes, Anguillidae. The record is from RefSeq and is a predicted model, not a curated record. The transcript is spliced from 5 exons. The coding region runs from base 892 to 1548 and encodes 218 amino acids. Gene Ontology annotation, biological process: axon guidance; ephrin receptor signaling pathway. Gene Ontology annotation, molecular function: ephrin receptor binding. Gene Ontology annotation, cellular component: plasma membrane.